AUGUCGGAGCCGAAAAACCAAGUUCCUGGCCCUUGCGAUUACUGCCGCAACACUGGAGUAGAAUGUCAAAUUGAUCCCGCAAAACGACGACAAAGACCAUAUUACUUUGUAUCGGAAGAUCAAUUUCGAGAUAUGCAAGACAUUUUGAAGCAUUUUCUUCCAAAUACAGAUCUGACGCCUGAAAAGCUCCGGGCUCUUGCAUUGGAAUACAAUAAAACCGACGCAUCCCCACUAGCGGUGCCUGCUUCCCCUGCCUCUCUGUCGCCCUUUGUGCCUUACAGCCUGCCGAUAUCUGGCGAAGAAAACAUAGAUGAUCAUCCGGAAGAAUUCCAUCCCGAUCCUCAGGUCGAAUCUGAGGAUACCAUAUUACGGGAUGUCUUUCAAUUGCAUCAGCAAUUUGGAUGUCUACUCGCCGACUCUCAGGGGGAAUUUCGUAUGUCACCUGUUGCUCAUAUUCAAAGCAAAUAUAGUGAGAAUGAAGCUGAUGACCGAACAGGAUACAUGGGGGCCGAAUCGGGGUUGCCGUUCAAUGCUAUUAUACGCUGUUUCAAAAGCGAAGGCUUCCAGAUUCCUACCACGCCAGAUGUUAUUGCCGGGAUGGUGACCGUUAACAUGCCACUUCCUGAUCAGAAGUCCCAUGAGAACUUGUCCUUGCCUCCUCAGGAUAUCUGUCAAAGACUAGUCAUGCGAUAUUUCGAAGAAGUCCACUGCUUAUACUGGCUUUACUCCCCGGAGAGAUUCCACAUUCAGCUCGAGGAGACCUAUCGUGAUCCACAGCAGGAUACAAAGGCUUCCUGGAGAUGUUCACUAUAUUCAAUACUGGCAGUUUCAAGUCUUGAGAGGCCAGAAGAGAAUGAGAUGGAUUCUCAUUCACCAACUGAGUUUCUCGAACACGCAAAAUCGCUCGUAUCCGCUGUAUGUGAUGAAGGAAGCCUUGACAGUGUGCGAGCCAUGAUACUUUUGGCAACGGCCACUCAAUCGCAUGGAUUUUCCAACCCUGCGUACCUCUAUACCAGUCUCGCCGUACAGAUUGCCUGUUCUCUCGGCAUACACCGCGACAAAUACUGCGCUGCAUAUGGUUUGGUGGAGAAAGAACAUGCGCGUCGCGUAUGGUGGUCUCUCGUGGUCUUUGAUCAAGACUUGUCCCAGAGGCUGGGAAAACCAUCUGCAACCUCUGAUUCGUGGGAGACGUGUCUACCCUCUGAACUGAUUCUCUCGGCCGGAGCAUACACCCCAUCCGGAUACUUAGCUGCAUGUGGCAGUCUUAGUCAGUUAGCGAAAGUAGUUCGAAAGGGUCUCUACAGUGGCUCCUUCGUACAGAUGAAAACGCUUCAAUCCAUCAUAAAGUCCCUUACAAACUGGGAGGUUUCACUCCCACCUCACCUGAGACUCGCAGUGCCCACUGCACCUUUACUACGUCGGCCCAUUUCCAUUCUACAUCUCAGAUAUCACGGUAUUCAGCUACUGGUGGGCCGACCUGUUAUUCUAUACCAGCUUUUGUGUCAAAAGAAUCAACGGGGGCCUCCUGAGUCCUCAUUUCUCAACGAAAUCACAGCCCUAUCUCUUAGUUCCGCUGAACAGAUGUUAGAAAUCUUGGAAAGAAUGGUCCUUGAAAUUUUUGAUUCAAAGAUCAUUGCUUUGGACUUUUACUAUGCUCUUGACAUUCUCCAGAUAUUCCUGUCGGUUUUCGCCCUUACGAAGGCAGAAAAGCAAUUACAGAAUAUCUCACAGUGUAUGAAAGUGCUACAAGCUAUUGGAAGUGCAGGAUUUGGAGAGAAGAUUAUUUCCGAGGUUCUCUUCCAGCUGAUGGAAUGGGAUUAUUUGGGAGUUAUGACACUGCUAUCUAUCAGGAAAUGA
Messenger RNA from Penicillium odoratum, 1857 nucleotides. RefSeq names its product fungal specific transcription factor domain-containing protein. Gene Ontology annotation, cellular component: nucleus. The transcript has 5 exons. Gene Ontology annotation, biological process: DNA-templated transcription; positive regulation of transcription from RNA polymerase II promoter by galactose. NCBI's taxonomy places the organism in Eukaryota, Fungi, Ascomycota, Eurotiomycetes, Eurotiales, Aspergillaceae. The coding region runs from base 1 to 1857 and encodes 618 amino acids. The record is from RefSeq and is a predicted model, not a curated record. Gene Ontology annotation, molecular function: DNA-binding transcription factor activity, RNA polymerase II-specific; RNA polymerase II cis-regulatory region sequence-specific DNA binding; zinc ion binding.